Lichtheimia ornata is the source of this 1017-nucleotide messenger RNA. RefSeq lists its product as uncharacterized. Lineage: Eukaryota; Fungi; Mucoromycota; Mucoromycetes; Mucorales; Lichtheimiaceae. The transcript has 2 exons. Bases 1 to 1017 code for a protein of 338 amino acids. The record is from RefSeq and is a predicted model, not a curated record.
AUGUCUUACGGACGCCUUAUGAACACUUCCACACGUGCUGCCGCAUCAGCUGUGGUCUCCACCAAACGAGUUGAUUUCAUCAGCGAGCUGCCGUUUGAAAUCGUGAUGGAAAACAUUGUUCCCAGGAUCAUACACCAAAAGGAUAGAGCCUUGAGUCUUCGCAAUCGCCACACCUACUUUGCAGUGUGUACGACAUGGAGCCAAAGAAUCGCUGCAAGUGACGAAAGCAUUCAUUUCUACAUCAGCAGUAACAAGGAUUUCACAAAGGACGAUUGGAUGCGUGUACAAGCCGUGGCAGGCUAUAUAAAAACGCUCACUGUAACAGCGUCCAAUCAACAAGCCAUUUUCAAUCUUCUGCAGUAUGCACAUCUUUCGUCCUUGAACGAUUUGACAAUGACAGUAAAAGGUUCUCAAGGACAUUGGAUGAGGCUGCUUCAAUCAAUCCCCGCUCUGAAAUGCUUGCGUAUCAUAUCCAAAAUGAUGGGGAGCUCCCUCCAAGUAUUCGAGAUGUUGCAGUACUGUCCCAAGCUUGUUCAAUUGGAUAUUACAUUGGAUAAUGGCAGCAGUGUCACUUUCAACAUGUACCACAAUCAUGGAUACCCCGCCUUACGACACCUUCAUGCUUCGUAUGAAGCUGCAAAUUCGGCUAUUGUUCCACGUAUCAUUCAGCAUUUCACAUGUUUGGAUGUACUACGCUUGACAACUCCUAUGAUCAGCUAUGAAGACUUGAGUAAGGUUUCUCAGCUAUGCCCACAGCUACAGCGGCUAUUGCUAGGGAAUAGGAAUGGUACACCACACACAGAGAAUGCUUUACUUCAGCAAGGAGAUUCAAGAGGCAUUCGAUUGCUGUUCAUCCAAUCAUCAUUGUUUCAUGGAGAUUGCAUUGCACGCUUUCUAAAGGAGCAUGCGACCAGAUUGGAAUCGGUGGAGGUGUUGCUCUCUGCGUCUUCUAUAUCGUAUAUCAGUUCCCUCCUCCAUGAGCCUGUUGUACUUGAUCGAUUGCGUUCCUUGCGAUAA